Molecule: messenger RNA, 614 nt
Organism: Patella vulgata (common limpet)
Lineage: Eukaryota; Metazoa; Mollusca; Gastropoda; Patellidae
Product: CDGSH iron-sulfur domain-containing protein 3, mitochondrial
Exons: 3
Coding region: 38-478 (146 amino acids)
Cellular component (GO): intracellular membrane-bounded organelle
Molecular function (GO): 2 iron, 2 sulfur cluster binding
Source: RefSeq, a predicted model, not a curated record
AGGAUGAAGUAUAAAUUAUUUACCACGGCACUUCAACAUGGCGCUGUCCAUAGCUCUGAAAAAUUGUUUUCUAAAAUAUCCGCCUCAAAGUGCCCCGAUAGCCGCUAUUUUGCAUAUAUCUAAAUUUAAUUAUGCAAAAGAUCACCCAGAGACACCAGAGUUUCCAGAUGAAUACAGCCUAACUCCGAUUAAGGGAGCUAUAUUUGAUAAGAAACCGUUUCGUAUUGAAUUAAAAGCAGACAAACUGUACAGUUGGUGUGCAUGUGGCCACAGUCAUAAUCAGCCUUUUUGUGAUGGUACACACAAGACAUUAUGGGGAACACAUGAGAAAAAAACUGUGCCAAAAUUGCGACCACACAGAUUCAAGGUAGAAGAAACCAAAGAAUAUUGGUUGUGCAAUUGUAAACAGACGGACAACCGUCCAUUUUGUGAUGGAACUCAUAAAAAUGAAGAAAUUCAAGCUAAAAUCAAGUCAUGAUUGAUGAUUGGAUAAAAAAAAGGACAGAGAUGACUUAUAAUUGAUAUGCUUUGUGAUAGUGAAUUUGUAUUUGUAAGAUAGUAAAUAGAUUUAUAUCAAAAAUAUUGUCUGGAAACAUAUUGUAUCUCAGAAGUCA